Moneuplotes crassus is the source of this 571-nucleotide messenger RNA. NCBI's taxonomy places the organism in Eukaryota, Ciliophora, Spirotrichea, Euplotida, Euplotidae. The record is from the annotation of a GenBank genome assembly.
UGGAGGGUUUGGGUUUUAAGCAAAGUGGGGAAUGGCUAGUUUGGUAGGAAAUAAGUUGGUGAGAAACAAAGGAGGUUGGUUGGGUUAGUUUUAUCUUAAGUAGUUAUUUGUUGUGCCCUCAGUGUGUUGUGCUUCUGGUUGAUCCUGAUAAAUUACUUCAGAUUUGCUCAGAAUGUGGCUUUAUGCUUUACUAUAUAAAGUGAAAAUUAUUUUUAUAAUUAAUAAUUUACAAAUCAACUACAAUCAAAUGAAAACAAGAAUUGCUACCAGAAACUCAAAGAAGGCCAAGGGAAUGGCUAAGACCAGAGAAAUCUUGAAAGGAAAGUCUUCUCCUGUCAAGGCUAAGGCUGUCUUCAAGAGAAAACUCAGCGAAUGCUCAUUGUAAGAACCUAAAAUCUCUUACAUGUUUCUAACAUAAAACUAUCAUAAGAACUUCCUGUUUCCUCUAAGUCACUGGAAAGGCACCACCUCUCCAGUCUCUUCUCACGGACCAGGCCGUUCUCUAUACUAAUCCUAACCCUAAAAAUUACCAAAAACUUCUUCUCUUCCACCUCUUUCUGACAAAUUCUAU